Mycena citricolor is the source of this 591-nucleotide messenger RNA. Lineage: Eukaryota; Fungi; Basidiomycota; Agaricomycetes; Agaricales; Mycenaceae. The record is from the annotation of a GenBank genome assembly.
UCGCACUUUACACACACACAUUACGACUCUAACACGUUGCUCCUCGUCUCAGUCAGCUUUUCUUGCGCUGCCCUACGCGAGCCAGGCGCUUUCCGGAGUCACUGUGACCAGUGACCACCCAUGGAAGACACGGCGCAUAUGAUCAGAGGCGAAAACCCUUCACCGUCUCAUAUCCUGUGCAGAUGCCCUUCGACGCUGCUCCUUCGAAUGCUCAUCCGCCCUUUUAAAUCCCGAGCGUCAACAUGUCCCGACGAAUCUCCAUGGCACGUAACCGUACGACAAAAACGACCCCGAACGAUAAUAUGCAGAAAUACAGCCUGCAGCACGCACCAGCUCCGGACAUUGGUCUCUGAAUUUCGGGAAGGGUUCCAUUCAGCUGCUCGCCGUGCCCUAGGCCAGAGUGUUCCGACUCACCUAGAAUACGGGGCAGCAAGCAGACAGCAGUGGAGGGUGAGAUCAUGAGCUCGGCCUACAAGGAGGGUGGCCGAAUAUACAUCCAGUUCAUCAUGUUCAUGCGCGCUGGAAGUGAAUGUCAUCCCGACUCAACACCUCAGAUCGCUUGAUUGGAGCCUAUUUAGGCCUCCUCGUCUG